AUGGCAAGCGAUGCGGUGGUCGAGAAGAACUUGGCCAAGCUAGACGCGGUGAUGCGCAAAACAAAAGUUUUCGUUGCUUCCGCCGACAGACGGAUUCUUCGGAGCAAAGCCGUUGUUAAGGGCAGGUCCUGGCCGAUGCAGCUUCACGGCCUGCGACCGCCCAGUGAGGCAAGCUCCAGCUCCAGCGGCACUGUUCGCAGCUCCUCAAAGGAGGCUUCUCCUUCCUCGACAGAGAAGGCGGGUAAACCGGUCACGCAGACAUGUUCGACUGCGUCAAGCGAGCACAAGGAGACGCUGACCUUUGAGGACUUGAGGGGCACUUGGGUCGACGCUGACGGGAACAACGUGCAUGUUGCCGAGGCUUCCAACUUUGGAGUUUUCGGCCAACUGGUGGCCACAAUCACGCGCCCUCCUUUGCGCCAACUCCGCCUGGAGCUUUGGCAGCCAGAGGGCAGCUUCCAGUGGCGCUGCGGCAGCGCCGUACUGAGCGCCCACGCCAAUGAGCAGCUGAUAUGGCGCUUCCCUGGUGGGAAAGUAUCCACCUGGCUCCGAAAGGCAGCGUUUGAGGAGGGCCAGGGCGACCAGGCAUGGCUUGCUAUUUGGGAUCCUGAAUAUGGUUAUGGUCCUUGGGGUCUCUCUACAAUGACAGCUGACCAGAGCGUGUCGUUGAACGACUUCGCAUGGAUGCUGUCAAAUGGCGCGACAAACCAAAUGAUGACCCCCAAGAUGCAGGAGGAUGGAAUCAUGGUUCUGGUUCCGCUGACAGAUGAUUGCCUCCAGAAACUGACGCGCUGA
Messenger RNA from Symbiodinium pilosum, 795 nucleotides. NCBI's taxonomy places the organism in Eukaryota, Dinophyceae, Suessiales, Symbiodiniaceae. The record is from the annotation of a GenBank genome assembly.